This is a messenger RNA of Coffea eugenioides, 647 nucleotides long. Its product is annotated as INO80 complex subunit C-like. Gene Ontology annotation, cellular component: Ino80 complex. The record is from RefSeq and is a predicted model, not a curated record. The transcript is spliced from 3 exons. Lineage: Eukaryota; Viridiplantae; Streptophyta; Magnoliopsida; Gentianales; Rubiaceae. Bases 25 to 399 code for a protein of 124 amino acids. Gene Ontology annotation, biological process: chromatin remodeling.
GGGCAAUUAGUUUAGUUUGUACAGAUGGAGGCAGAAGUGGUUGAAGCUGAGAUUGUGUUGCCGACUCACCUGAAUUUCAAGAGGGUUCAGAUGUAUGAAAAGUACCCAAAAGGUCAAGCUAGAGGAAGGCACUGGAAACAUCUGAAGCAGAUCAUUCAAGCUGAGAAUUAUCAGAACUAUCCCCUUGACGAACCCAACUAUGUUAAUAUUGAAUCACCUCCUCCAAUGCAUCCAUGCAAAAGAAUUUGUGAUAUAACCGGCUUUGAGGCACCUUACUUUGAUCCAAGGACCAAGCUUCGUUAUGCUAAUGCAGAGGUCUUCAAGGUCAUAAGAUCCCUUCCUAAUGAUUAUGUCCAGAGGUACUUGGCACUUAGAAAUGCAGCAGUUGUAUUGAAAUAGUUGUAUGAUACAUCUCACUUUAGGUAGGUUGUUGAAUGGUAACCUGAAAAGGGUUUUUGGCUAGUACUUCUUCAUCAGUUGCCUGAAAUAUUUGUCGGCUACAGCAGCUAUGACGCUCGGUGUUGUGUUUAUAUCCACCCUUUCCCUGUGUGCAUGAUGUGCCUUCCAUUGAACCCUUUAUAGUUGAAGUUACCGUUGGUUUGUCGGCCAAAUGUUGAUAAAUGCAUGAGAUAGCUUUUCUGAUUCAA